Thermothielavioides terrestris NRRL 8126 is the source of this 2570-nucleotide messenger RNA. RefSeq lists its product as uncharacterized. Gene Ontology annotation, molecular function: ubiquitin protein ligase binding. NCBI's taxonomy places the organism in Eukaryota, Fungi, Ascomycota, Sordariomycetes, Sordariales, Chaetomiaceae. The transcript has 6 exons. Bases 133 to 2439 code for a protein of 768 amino acids. The record is from RefSeq and is a predicted model, not a curated record. Gene Ontology annotation, cellular component: SCF ubiquitin ligase complex. Gene Ontology annotation, biological process: protein ubiquitination; SCF-dependent proteasomal ubiquitin-dependent protein catabolic process.
UCCAGGGACUGAAACCGAUUCCACCGGCCGAUUUUUUCGAGCGAUCGCUGGGCAACCGCGACGUCGCCCGCUUCAGCGAACUCAUCGACGACCCCUUCCACAGCCCCUCCCCUUCGGCAGCCGUCCACCAAGAUGCCGCCCUCUGCGCUGCCGGGGAUGCCCCCCCCGCAGGGCAGAGAAGAUAUUGAGUCGACGUGGAACUACCUGCAGUAUGGCAUUACCAGGAUCAUGCACAAUCUGCAAGACGGCGUGGAUCUAAAUACUUACAUGGGCGUCUACACGGCCGUCCACAACUUCUGCACAUCCCAAAAAGUCGUCGGCAUGAGCAUCGCAAACAACUUCUCGGGCGCAUCUCAGCGUGGUGCCCAUCUUCUCGGCGAGGAUCUCUAUAAGAAGCUGUCGGAGUAUCUAUCCGGACAUCUUAGGGAACUGGUCACCCAGUCGAGGGCCCACACGGACGAGGCACUGUUGGCGUUCUAUAUCCGCGAGUGGCAACGGUACACCGACGCCGCCAAGUACAUCCACCAUCUCUUCCGCUACCUCAACCGGCACUGGGUGAAGCGCGAGAUCGACGAGGGCAAGAAGAACGUGUACGAUGUCUAUACCCUGCACCUGGUACAGUGGCGAGACGUCUUCUUCACCCAGGUCUCGACCAAGGUCAUGGAUGCCGUCCUGAAGCUGGUCGAGAAGCAGCGCAACGGCGAGACGAUCGAGCACAACCAGAUCAAGCAGGUCGUCGACUCGUUCGUGUCCCUGGGCAUGAAUGACGGCGACUCCUCCAAAUCGACUCUCGACGUCUACCGCUUCCACUUCGAGCGCCCCUUCCUCGACGCCACCAUGCUCUUCUACCAGAAGGAGAGCCAGGAGUUCGUCGCCCAGAACAGCGUCGUCGAGUACAUGAAGAAGGCCGAGGCCCGGCUCGAGGAGGAGGAGGAGCGAGUCAAGAUGUACCUCCAUCCGGACAUAGCGAUUCCGCUGAAGAAAGCUUGCAAUCAAGUCCUGAUUGCCGACCACUCCAACAUGCUUCGCGACGAGUUCCAGGUGCUCCUGGACAGCGACCGGGAAGAAGACAUGGCGCGCAUGUACAGUCUGCUGUCUAGGAUCCCAGACGGACUGGACCCGCUCAGGACUAAGUUCGAGACCCACGUGAGGAAGGCCGGGUUGGCUGCCGUCGCUAAGGUGGCGUCGGACGCCGAUAAGCUCGAACCCAAGGUCUACGUCGAUGCCCUGCUCGAGAUCCACACCCAGUACCAAGGCCUCGUGAAGCGUGCCUUCAAGGACGAGCCCGAGUUCACCAGGUCGCUCGACAACGCCUGCCGGGAGUUUGUGAACCGGAACGAGGUGUGCAAGUCGGGCUCCAACAAAUCCCCCGAGCUGCUGGCCAAAUAUGCCGACUUCCUCCUCCGCAAGAGCGGCACCGGGACCGAGGGUGCCGAUCUGGAGAGCAGCCUCGUCCAGAUCAUGACCGUGUUCAAGUACAUCGAGGACAAGGACGUCUUCCAGAAGUUCUACUCGCGGAUGCUGGCCCGCCGCUUGGUCCACAGCAACUCGUCGUCGGACGACGCCGAGACGAGCAUGAUCGGCAAGCUCAAGGAGGCCUGCGGGUUCGAGUACACCAACAAGCUGCAGCGCAUGUUCCUCGACAUGCAGAUCUCCAAGGAUCUCAAUGCCGGGUUCAGAGAGCACGUCCAAUCGUCGCUCGACUCUAAGGGACUCGACUCGUCGUACUCGAUCCUGGGCACCGGCUUCUGGCCUCUCUCGCCCCCCGGGACGAACUUCAACCCGCCCGAGGAGGUGGCGGCCGACUGCGAGCGCUUCGGCCGCUUCUACAAGGCCAAGCACGAGGGCCGCAAGCUCACCUGGCUCUGGCAGCUGUGCAAGGGUGAGGUGAAGGCGAACUACAUCAGGAACGCCAAGAUGCCCUACACGUUCCAGGUCUCAAUAUACCAGAUGGCCAUCCUUCUGCUCUUCAACGACAAGGACAAGAACACGUACGAGGAGAUCGCCACGACGACGCAGCUGAACAGCGAGGCGCUCGACCCGUCGCUGGGCAUCCUCGUCAAGGCGAAGGUGCUCAACAUCGAGGGCGGGAGCGCCAAGGUCGGCCCCGGGGCGACCUUCUCGCUCAACUACGACUUUAAGAACAAGAAGUACCGCGUCAACCUCAACGUCGGCAUGAAGUCGGAGACGAAGCAGGAAGAGGCCGAGACGAACAAGACGAUCGAGGAAGACCGCAAGCUGCUUUUGCAGUCGGCCAUUGUGCGCAUCAUGAAGGCGCGCAAGCGCAUGAAGCACCAGCAGCUCGUAAGCGAGACCAUCAACCAGAUCCGCGCGCGCUUCGUGCCCAAGGUCGGCGACAUCAAGAAGUGCAUCGAGAUCCUACUCGACAAGGAGUACCUCGAGCGGCUCGACGACGACGACAUCGGGUACCUCGCCUAGCCGCGCGGUGCCCGGUCGGCGGCCGUCGCCUAAGGCAGGCAGGCAGGCAGGCAGGCAGGCAGGCAGGCAAACCUUCUACCUCUUUUCCCUCUAGCGCUGUCUGGCAGACAAUGAAACAAACAGAGAACACA